AUGUUCGGCGCUUUUACGUUCCCGUUGAUUUUAUUCACAGUUAUCGUAUUGUUUUUUAAUUCAACCGAAUUCAUCCCGUACCACGGUUCGCAAACAUUUCUUGGUUACGAUUACUGGACGCGCCGGUAUCCGUCCUUGGAUUACUCAGAUUGGAAUGGCUUCUGGAAUAAUCACUACAGUGGUCGGACUCAGUAUAAGCGAGCUUCCUCGGAGACGGCGGUACAAGAAUGCACGGGCUGUCAAUGUGAUGAUUUAAAGCAAGAGCUAAGAUGUUUUGGUAGCCCUGGUAUAUUCAAAAUUUUUAAUUCUCAGCUGAAAGACAUCGAAGAAGAAGCAUUUCACAACUUGACGGAACUUCAAGAAUUAAAUCUGGCCAUGAAUAACCUCAACGAUUUUCCGGACUUGUCCACCAACACAGCCUUGCAAGAGUUAGAUGUAUAUCAGAACAAGAUAAGGCUUUGGCGCCACAAUUACACUGCUUUGCCCAAGAAUUUAGAGAAGAUAAUUCUCAUUGACAACGAGUUUGACUGGAUCCCUGAAAAGUGGUUUGAUCAGCCAAAUUUGAAAUACAUAGCUCUGAGUAAGAACAAGUUAAAACGGUUUCCAGGAGCUGCUUUUAUCAACUGUAGAUCUUUGGAAUACCUAUCCGUUGACUACAACGAAAUAACGUCCAUCACAUCUCCCAAUCUGCAACCAUUUUAUGGAAAUAAUUCUCAGCUUCUACAUUUGAACUUGAGCAAUAAUGCUAUAAGCAGCAUAGCCUCAGAGGCUCUACAGCAUCUGAUUCAUCUGCAAGUUCUGGAAUUACAUGAUAAUGACUUGGAACUUAUUGGUCCGAAGGUUUUCUACAAUAUACCAGAGCUACUGCAUCUAGACCUAUUGGGCAACAAGCUAGAGACCAUCGCUGGACAAGGAUUUAGCCCUGCGUUCCAGGAUCUUCCCAAACUAAAAUGCUUGGUGCUAAUGGGACAGGAUCCCAAAACACGUCACGUGAUGUUUAACUCAUUUGUCAAUCUACCUACGUUGGAAGACUUAUGGCUGAACAACAACGGAUUUCGAACAUUUCCACAUCCAUCACUAUCCUACGAGUUAAGACCUGCUUUAAAGUUUCUGCAUAUGGAAAACAACGAAAUCGAGUCGCUACCAAGUUACGAUAAAGACGACUUCCCGCCUGACUUGGAAAAUCUACAUGCUGUUCUCAAAGCGAAACACAAACCAUUCGAGAACACACCGAACUUGGAAAAACUGUUUCUUCAUUCAAAUCGCAUUCUGCGCAUUGCAGAAGAUGACUUGUGGAUGUUAAGCAAACUGAAUGAACUUUUCUUGAGCGCUAAUAAACUGGUGAAUUCGAGUGUACAUCCGAAUGCUUUUAGGAAUCUCACAAGAUUAACAGUUUUGCAUCUUGAUUGGAACAAGUUUCAUUAUGUUCCUUUUGCAAUUCAAGGGAAAAGCCGACUUCCAUCGAUUGAUAGAUUAGAUUUAAGGGGAAACAGCUUCACAUACAUUCUGAAGGGGACUUUUUCCGAGCUGGACACCAUCAGAUACCUGCAAAUGCAAUACAACAAAAUCGUCACCAUAGAAAAUGGUGCCUUCAAUGGGAAUAUCAAGCAGAUACAUAUGGAGGGAAAUCGCUUUAACUUUAAACAUGAGAAUCAGUUCACAAACCUGACCAAACUGACUCAGUUGGGGUUGAGGAAGAAUCAAAUCAAUGCUAUCCCAGACACAGCCUUUCAUGGACUUACGAGUUUAACUUGGCUUGACCUUGGUGAAAACCAAAUCGGGCGUAUCCUGAAGAUUUCCUUCCGGGACCUUGUCAAUGUGGCCACUUUGGAUUUGGAUCAAAACGAAAUAGCACUCAUUGAAGACGGAACUUUUGCAGGAGUAAAAAAGUUCAGUCGCCUAAAACUCCAAGAUAACCAGCUCACUUCUCUGCCAAAUGGUGGCGACUUUCAUAACAAACAGAUGAAUGACAUAAACUUCUCAAAGAAUAGAAUAACAUCGAUCGCAAACGGAACCUUUGUAAACAUCAGAUGCAUCAGCGGUGGCUGCGGUAAUAGCAGAAGCAGUAGCGGGACCAUAUGGAAAUUCCGAGAAAACGAAAUAGUGUCAAUUGACAGCGGAGCAUUUCAAUCAUUUGAUGGUAGUGCUUGUACUCUAGAAUUUGGAGGGGCCAGCAAGAAAUACAAUUUGCUGAAAAGUGUCGAUUCUGGCGCGUUUGAUAAUGUGCGUGCAUGCUAUAUAGACCUUAGCAACUUAGAGUUGAAAAAGAUUGCUUCUGAAUCUUUCAGGGAUGUUCGUGUUAGCUUUGAUUUAGAAAUGAAUGACAACGAGAUACGAACUGUUGAAGAAAACGCCUUUCUAAGAUUUAACGUCAGACACUUGAUGCUUCAAAACAAUGCUAUCCAAGCAAUCACAGAGAAGAUGUUUGGAGACAGUGGUUCCACAAUAAGAGCAAUACUGGAUCUCUCUCACAACGAAAUCCAAACCCUUCACGAGGAUUCACUUAAAGGAGUCAAAGUCAAUGGGCAAAUACGGCUCAGAAACAACAAGUUAGUUAUGUUUCCAGCAAAGGCUUUGGAGAAACAAGACCCAAGGGUCCUAGAACUGCGCCAUAACCAGAUUCCAUCCAUUCCCGUUGGUUGGUUAGAUCCAUUUCAAAACCUCCGACAUUUGUUUCUACCGGACAACAAUAUUGUUUCCGUGGAGGCUAACGUCUUUAGCAAGCUAAAGAACCUCGAAAUAUUAGAACUUCAAGACAAUAAAAUUAGCGUGAUUGAACCAGGAGCAUUCAAUGGCCUCGACAGUGUGAAAAGAUUAUCUCUAAAAAAUAAUCUUAUAGAGAACAUCGGGCAGGACUGCUUCUCUAAACUUCCCAAUUUACAAACACUUAAUCUUGCAACGAACCCGUUGGCUUGUGACUGUAAUGUUUAUAACUCUCUUACUCCGGUUAUAAACACUCUCACUUCUACAAAAGCUGCUCUCUGCCGAUCACCUUCUCAAGUAGCAGGAGCCAAAUUCUACCCGAAGGGAUCAUAUGAGAGCUUUUAUCGCCAGCGAUUUCUCUGCAAUCCCGUUAACGUAUCAGCAUCAGCCCCUGGUGACUAUCAAUUGAACGUCACGUGGGACAGGCCGCAGGAACUUCACUCGUUUAUCAACUUUACAAAGAACACCACAACACUGAGCACGUGGGAUGCUGUCAAGAUUCAAAGUGUGAAGUAUUCGGUCACUUGUUUAAGUGACGAUGCUCCGACUUUGACGGGCACUUCGACGAAAAAGUUCCUCCUGUUUACUCAAGCGGACGGCGUACGAGCUGGGACCGAUUACACCUGUCAUGUGACUAUGACUGUAUCUGCUCACAAUGGCACUUAUUUAGGAGGGGGUCCCUUGGGAGCCUUGUGGACCAGGACGACACCAAAAAGCGAAAAAGUCUCGAUAACAACAGUAGAGGGCAAAGCUCCGGUGACCAACACGACGGCCAACAAGACUAAUUACCUCUUAGAUGUUACAUUCUAUGACUUCAGAGCUGCUGAUGGUGAUUUCGUUGGGAUCCCUGAUAAUUACCGUGAGAUUUACAACAAUCCAAGAUAUAUUGCGAGCCCAUAUGGCAGCUGGUUAGCCAUAUCUUUUGAUCCAACCAGAGACAGUUUCUCAGACUGGUUUAGAUCCGAGUCAUUAAGAAACCGACAUUACGAGGGAAACUUGGAAUUGAAAAAACAGUGGGAGACAGACUCAAAUGGCAACUCAGUGUUUAGGUAUUUCAACGACAAGUUCUUCCCAGUCGAUGGCCGCGGAUGGGGUGCUGAAGGUCAGCGGGACUGCCACACCAAUGCUCUCAGGAACUAUGGAUUCACAGCUGCGAUUCGUUCAACCUUUAACUUCACGGGUCAAGAAAAUAUGGCUUUUGCAGGUGGUGAAGAGUUGUGGGUUUUCAUUAAUGGUUAUCUGGCAUUACAAGUUUUCCACAAUCCUCUUAACGGGACAAUUCCGUGCGCGACAAUCUAUCUAUCCCCCGCUAAGGAAGGGAAAAGCGAGGUUGUUCCAAAACACGGAGUCAUUGUCGGCGACAAGUGUCAAGAGUCAGGAUAUCUCACACCACAAGCUUUAAAUAUGACAUUAAGAGUAGGCGAGCCUUACCGUCUGGAAGUGUUCGUGGCUGAACGAUUCAAAUGUGACUCCAAUCUCUUUUUUCAAACCAGCGGAGUUCAGUUCAUUCGACGAUGGGAUAUGACUCUUCCUGUUGGUUACAUGUCUGAUAUCAGUGAGAAUCUGCAUGUUGGUGGUUUGGUUCAGGAGUUUCAAGUGUCCGAUGCCUUUUCUGCUGGACCGUACAAGGUGGAAAUUAUGUCCGGAAAUGAGCAACGCAGAUUUGACGUCAAAGAAGGAACGUUCAUCCCACCGUCCCCUCCAACUAUAGCAGAACCUCCUUCGUUUGUAUUAGACAAUGAGACAAUCUACUUAUGUCCAAAUGCAACUGCAAAUGUCACUGUUCGACCUAUCACCAGGGCUCCUCCAGGAAUCGAGACGUUUACUAUAAACAGUUCGACUGCUCAGUUGAUUCUUAACUCCCCAUUGGACUACGAGCAUACAACAAGUUACUUAUUGACCUUGAGAAUCACAGAUACGGGAAAGUUAGAAGAACCCUCUGGAAAUAUCACGAUCAGGGUUUUCGUUUUGGACCACAACGAUCACUGCCCGGUAUUGCCAAAUGUCAAUUACGACCUUAAACCUAUCCCUCCUCUUCAAAGGGCAGCAUUCUUUGUUGCCAUGGCACAAGAUGGAGACAGUGGAACCAACGGACAGAUUACAUACAAGAGAAGUCACAUCCUGGAAGCAAUACCUCGAGUUGAGGCCACGCGGUUUGCAAUCAAGAAUGGCUCGGCAUAUAUUUGGAGUAACAAAACUAUCGAGUGGACCUACAAAUAUUUCAUAUUUGCUGUGGACGGAGGAACUCCAAAACGAGGAGACAGAAUACCGCUGACCAUAACAUUCAAUGCUACGUGCCAAGAAACUGGCGGGAUUUUUGUUAAUGCAACGAGUGGCCAAGUAUUCUUCAGGGCGCCGGGAAUGACGCGAUCAGAGUAUCCAAGAAAUUCAACCACGAAACCGAAGUGCCGACGCUGUAGAACUGGGUACUACUGUGUUGGUGAUGGAACCGAGGAAAAGUGUGGAGUAAAGUCGCCGACGGAAUUUUCGUUUGGAGGAGCAACAAAUUGUAGUUCAUGUUGGGAAGGCUGGUUAUGCCACAACGGUAGUGCGUUACCCUGCCCACCAAACACUUAUGUCAAAUGCAACGAAACGUCGUGUCCAGAAAAGUGCUACCCCUGUGAGCCUGGCACAGUUUGUAAAGCAGGAAGACAGUACGAGUGUCGACCCGGGACAUACAGUGAUGGAACAGGAUUUCCUUGUAAGCUAUGCCCUCCAGGAAGCUACAACAACAAAACGCGGGCAGAAACUUGUUACUGCUGCCCUCCUGGCUACAGCAGCACUUACAUGAAGACAUCCUGUCGAGCGUGCCCUGCUAAUGAAUACGCUGAUCAGGGAAACUUUCCAAAUUGCACACUAUGCAGGUCCUGCUUCACAAAAGAUUCGUGUCCAUGUUUGGGAGACCCUUGCUACCCGUCAGUAGACUGUCACAACGUUGGAAAUGGGUCAUUCGUUUGCGAAUCAUGCCCAGAUGGAUUUGAAGGAGACGGAGAGACGUGCACUGAUAUCAACGAGUGUGUCCUGGCAAACCCAUGUUACAAGCCUAAUGAGUGUGUGAACCUUUCUCCGGGGUACCGCUGCGGAGGAUGUCCAAACGGUUACCGCGGCAAUGCUCCAUCAGGAGUGGGCCUUGAGCACGCGCAGAAGUACAAGCAGAAGUGUGAAGAAAUCGACGAGUGUAGCGAAGGAAUUGACACAUGUGAUCCGAACUCAAACUGUAUUAACACAUUGGGUAGUUUCAAAUGCAGCCCAUGUAAACCAGGAUUUAUUGGGGAUGGUUAUCUUGGCUGUUAUCCCGGUGACCUGUGCACCAGCUCGCAACAUACCUGUCAAGCGAAUGCGCAGUGUACAUCGACUGGAGCAGGAAGAUACAAGUGUACGUGUAAAGGAGGUUUCGCAGGUGAUGGAGAAGAGUGUGAGGUCGAUCCCGAUUUGGAUGACAUUCCCGUCAAAGGAUUGAGUUGUACCUUACCUAACUGCAGAAAGGAUAAUUGUCCAAGUGUACCGAAUACGGGCCAAGAAGACAAUGAUGGUGACACGGACGGUGAUGCUUGUGAUGAAGACGACGAUAACGAUUUGGUUCCUGAUAAUAAGGAUAACUGUGUUUUUGUGGAUAAUCUUGACCAAAUAGACACUGAUAAGGAUGGCGUGGGGGACAAAUGUGAUAACUGUGUGGCUGAUCAUAACCCAGACCAGACAGACACUGACGGGGAUGGUGAUGGAGACGCGUGUGAUGAUGAUCAAGAUGGAGAUGGAAAAUUGAAUCCAAACGACACGUGCCCCAGGUUAAACGCUAUUGGCGACCAUGUUGAUGAUGAUGGGGACGGUGUGGGUAACCUGUGUGACAACUGCCCAAAAAACUACAACGCUUUGCAGAAUGGAAAGCAGCCGGACAGUAACGAGAACGGGUACGGAGAUGUCUGCGAUGGACCUGGAAAAGACAAGGAUGGCGAUGGAGUUCUUGACGAGUUUGACAACUGCCCUGAUUUACCAAAUGGCGAACAAGGAGAUGCAGAGGAUGACAAGAUAGGUGACGCAUGUGAUGACGACCAGGAUAAUGAUGGCAUACCUAACAUACGGGAUAACUGUCCCAUGAUCAGUAAUCCUAACCAAGAACAUCACAAGCUAUCUUAUGAUGACAAAGCUCUUCCUGUGGGCGACGCAUGCGUUGAAGAUUAUGACGGCGAUGGUGUCCCGGAUGUCGAUGACACGUGUCCUCAUGCAAAACAUAUCAGCAAGACAAGCUUCCUCGAUCAUUUCACAGUGGAUUUGUACCCAGGACACAGUGACCCGGUUCCCGAGUGGAGGGUGGCAAAAAUGGGAGUCGAUGUUGAACACCUGACCAACACAAAUCAUCCAGGAAUGCUAAUAUGUUCUACACGUUACGGACCCGUUGAUUACAGUGGAACAAUCUAUGUCAAGGAUCGUGAGGGUUCUGACUAUUUGGGUGUGGUUUUUGGCUAUCAGUCGAAUCGAAAGUUCUAUGUGGUUAUGUGGAGAAGGGAAAACAUUAAUUUUGGCCAAGCUGAUAUCAACGCUGGUAUAAAGGGACUGCAGCUGAAGCUUGUAGACUCGAACACUGGACCAGGCCCAGACUUGGCAAAAGCGUUAUGGUACUCAGGCGAUACUUCAAAUCAGGUAACUCUCUUAUGGGACGAUCCACUUAUGAAAGGAUGGCAGCAUCAGACUCCAUAUGGCUUCCUCGUAACUCACAGACCAUCCAUUGGUCUGAUAAGAGUUCAGAUAAAACAAGGAGACAAGAUUUUAACUGAUUCUGGAAACAUCUAUAACACAGUCCUGACCGGUGGGAGACUGGGCAUGUUUGUCUUUGGUCAACAUGACGUCAUCUGGUCCAGACUUGAAGCUCGUUGUUCAGACAGAAUAAACCAAGCCUUGAUGUUUGACGGCGUCGACGAUCACGUGACUCUACCAUCCAUUCAUACUUUAGGUUUAACAGAUAGCUUCACGAUCAGUGUCUGGGUAAACAUGGCGGCGGACUACCCCAUGACUGUCAUGCCUAUCGUUUGCAGUGAUGAAGGAAUGCUUUGCCUAUACCUUAGAAACAGACGCAUUCAUGGAAACUUAGGAAAAUCUACCGUGGAAGGAAGUGAAGUUAUAGAACCAGAGGAAUGGCAUCAUCUUGCGUUUCGAUUUGAUGCGCAACGACACGAGAUUGAAGUAUUUGUAAAUGGAUCAUCGGUUGGUAAAAAGACUGAUACUACUCCGCACAGCUGGUCUCCCAAUAUUAAGCUUUCUAUUGGACGCGAUCAGAAACACUUCUUAAAUGGAACAAUAGACGAUUUAACCCUUUGGGGAGUAAGAGUCCCUGAUGAUGAGAUCAUAGAGUACAUGAAGCUUGCGGGAUUGACUUGGCCUAUUCACAAGGGACUGGUACGGGCCCACUUCAAUAUGGAGGAUAUUUCCGGUUCGAUUAUCUUAGAUCAGGGAAGCAAUGGUUUCCAUGGUAACCUUGUUGGGAAGCCUUUGUUUGUUCCGAGCACCGUGGAUAAAAAUCGAUUUGUGAUCUCCUUUCCAAACAAUCGACGAAGAAGAAACAUCAGGAGUCCAUUCAUCGCUACUUGGGCGAGGAGACACUCGGAACUUUGAUUUUUUCGUGUUAACUAAGGGCGACUUAUAUGAUAUGCAGACCCAACCGUAUCCAACAACUUCCUGAGUCCUUGACAGAAGUAAUUUAAGGGCCAAUCCAUGUGCUGACGAUAUAUUUAUUCAAGAGAAACAACAAUGCUAAGAAUGUCUCAGUGAAUCAAUGAAAAACAGACCCUCAUUGAGCAUGACAAAAAAUGUGAAACUUUCACCGAGAGUGUUGUUUUAAUAUCUUUUGAGGACUAUUUAUUUUAUCUUGCCUGUUUACUUUUUAAAAUUGGCACGUCUGAGUCUGUGUAAAUCGAGUUAGACAUGGGAGGGAGGGGGUACUUUGGAGGUCACAAGAGAAGCGUAAGCUUUUCUGAAGUUUUAUAUGAUAUCCGAGUUGCGUUCAAUACUCAAAAGCGUGAUAUAAUUUCUUUUGAAAUAAACCAGCAUCGACUUGGUUCUGGAAA
This is a messenger RNA of Pocillopora damicornis (cauliflower coral), 8762 nucleotides long. RefSeq lists its product as uncharacterized. The record is from RefSeq and is a predicted model, not a curated record. Gene Ontology annotation, cellular component: extracellular region; plasma membrane. Gene Ontology annotation, biological process: homophilic cell-cell adhesion. Lineage: Eukaryota; Metazoa; Cnidaria; Anthozoa; Scleractinia; Pocilloporidae. Gene Ontology annotation, molecular function: calcium ion binding; protein binding.